Molecule: messenger RNA, 1634 nt
Organism: Ceratitis capitata (Mediterranean fruit fly)
Lineage: Eukaryota; Metazoa; Arthropoda; Insecta; Diptera; Tephritidae
Product: protein-glutamate O-methyltransferase
Exons: 7
Coding region: 213-1571 (452 amino acids)
Biological process (GO): DNA damage response
Cellular component (GO): cytoplasm; nucleus
Molecular function (GO): phosphatase activity
Source: RefSeq, a predicted model, not a curated record
UUAAUGAAUCUUUCUAUCAUGUAACGCUUCAUUCAUUUCAUCGUUUGUUUUUGCACACAUAUUUAGAUGCUCUUAUCGGCAAACAUGAAAAAUAAGUUGCGUCACAAAGUCAAGUUUCAAAGUCAACCUAUUUGCAAAAAAUUGUGCAAGUACAAUUUUUUAUUUUUUUGAAGUUUUGUGCUUAAAUUGAACGGAUUGAUCAUAGCAGAAAAAUGGCGAAUAGUCCUACAAAUUUUAUUAAAUCGGAUCCGGACUGCAUUAUUGACAUACAAACCCCAAGAUAUUCCUUUUUAUCAGCACAAUAUAAACAUAGAAGUUUCGCCUAUAAAACUAUGCGGAACCGGCUGCCAGCUAUCCUUGAAAAUAUCAUUGAAAAUAUUACCAAAGACGCUGAAAAUAUUAUUGCUGAAUUUGGAGAGGAGACUCGUAAGGAAAUUUAUGAUGUUGCUGAUAGGAUUUUAAAGCUGAAAUUCAAACUGGAAAACGAUUAUGUAAUGAAAACAUUUAAGGGUGAAGCACGUGACAAGAAACUUUGGAACGAUUUUCUUAACCAGCAAAACAACGAUUCAAACAGUUUUUUAAAAGCAUGCUGGCUAUAUGCAGAAUGCUAUGUAUACCGGCGAUUAUAUUAUUUCUUCGAAAAUCAUAGAAUCCUCAAGACAUACGACUAUUUUUCGCAAAACAAACAAAAAGCUUUCACCAUUAGUGUAGGAGCAAUGCUUAACGUUUUUGAAGUACUUCAAUCAAUGAAAUCACACAUAUCCGAUGAUAAUUUAAAACUUUUAUUAAAGCUAAACUUAUGGGGAAACCGCUGUGACUUGUCUAUUUCAUCAGGCAAGGAAGUGAAACCCGGUGACAAUCCAUUUGAACUUGCAAGAAAUUUAGAUAAAAAAAUUAUUGUCGACGAAAGCUGCAAAAUUAUUGAAUGCUUGAAUCAUGCUGAUCGGAAAAAUUCAGUUAUUGAGUUUAUUUGCGAUAAUGCAGGUUAUGAACUUUUUACUGACUUUAUACUCGCCGAUUAUCUGAUUGAGAGCAAAUUAGUGAGCAAAGUACGAUUCAACUUAAAAGCUAUGCCUUGGUUUAUAUCAGAUGCAACAUUCAAUGACUUCCGAUGGAGUCUGGAGUAUAUGAAAAAUCAUUCCUCCCCUGUCUUAAGAGAAUAUGGCCAAAAAUGGCAAGCGUUUGUAAUAGGAAACAAGUUCGAGUUAGCUAAUGUGAACUAUUUCUGGACAAGCCCAUACGAAUAUUAUAGAAUGCCUGAAAUCGACCCGGAACUGCACAAAAGGCUUUCUAAAUCUCAUUUAGUGAUUUUCAAGGGUGAUCUAAACUAUCGGAAGCUCAUCAGCGAUUUUUCUUGGGAUUGCACAGAGUCUUUCAAAACAUGCCUAAAAGGUUUCCAGCCGACAAAUCUUUGCAGUUUGCGCACUAUAAAAGCAGAUUUAAUCUGUGGACUCUUGGAAGGGCAGUCAAAAAGUUUAGAAAAAGAAAACAAUGAGUGGAUGAUCACAGGGGAAUUUGGAACUAUACAAUUUGCAGCCAAAUGUGACUGCUUCCAUAAUAGCGAUAGAUAGUCAAAUUAUGAAAUUUUUCUAUGAAAAUUAAAAAUAUGAAAAAAUAAAAGCUUUUUUCCUAAA